AGGGAGUGCCGGGGAGGCCGGCACCAUGCGGCGGCCGUGGGGCGCGCUGCUGCUCGGCGCCCUGCUCUGCGCUCACGGCCUUGCCAGCAGCCCGGAGUGUGCGUGUGGUCGGAGCCACUUCACCUGCACAGUGAGCGCGCUCGGUGAAUGCACCUGCAUCCCCGCCCAGUGGCAGUGUGACGGAGACAACGACUGUGGGGACCACAGCGACGAGGACGGGUGUAUGCUGCCCACCUGCUCCCCGCUGGACUUCCACUGUGACAAUGGCAAGUGCAUCCGCCGCUCCUGGGUGUGCGACGGGGACAACGACUGCGAGGACGACUCUGACGAGCAGGACUGCCCCCCCCGGGAGUGUGAGGAGGACGAGUUCCCCUGCCAGAACGGCUACUGCAUCCGGAGCCUGUGGCACUGCGAUGGCGACAAUGACUGUGGCGACAACAGCGACGAGCAGUGCGACAUGCGCAAGUGCUCGGACAAGGAGUUCCGCUGCAGCGACGGGAGCUGCAUCGCAGAGCACUGGUACUGCGACGGGGACGCGGACUGCAAAGAUGGCUCUGACGAGGAGAGCUGCCCCUCGGCGGUGCCUGCGCCCCCCUGCAACCUGGAGGAGUUCCAGUGCGCCUACGGCCGCUGCAUACUGGACAUCUACCACUGCGACGGCGACGAUGACUGCGGGGACUGGUCGGACGAGGCUGACUGCUCCUCCCACCAGCCCUGCCGCUCCGGGGAGUUCAUGUGUGACAGUGGCCUGUGUAUCAACGCGGGCUGGCGCUGCGACGGUGACGCCGACUGCGACGACCAGUCUGAUGAGCGCAACUGCACCACCUCCGUGUGCACGGCGGAACAGUUCCGCUGCCGGUCCGGCCGCUGCGUCCGCCUGUCCUGGCGCUGUGACGGGGAGGAUGACUGUGCCGACAACAGUGACGAGGAGAACUGUGAGAACACAGGAAGCCCCCAGUGCGCCUCUGAUCAGUUCCUGUGCUGGAACGGGCGCUGCAUUGGGCAGAGGAAGCUUUGCAACGGGGUCAACGACUGCGGAGACAACAGCGACGAAAGCCCACAGCAGAACUGCCGGCCCCGGACAGGUGAAGAAAACUGCAACGUUAACAACGGCGGCUGCGCCCAGAAGUGCCAGAUGGUGCGAGGGGCAGUGCAGUGUACCUGCCACACGGGCUACCGGCUCACAGAGGACGGACGUGCGUGCCAGGAUGUGAACGAAUGUGCCGAGGAGGGGUACUGCAGUCAGGGCUGCACCAACAGUGAAGGAGCCUUCCAGUGCUGGUGUGAAGCAGGCUACGAGCUCCGGCCCGACCGGCGCAGCUGCAAGGCUCUGGGGCCAGAGCCAGUGCUGCUGUUCGCCAACCGCAUCGACAUCCGGCAGGUGCUGCCGCACCGCUCCGAGUACACGCUGCUGCUCAACAACCUGGAGAACGCCAUUGCCCUCGACUUCCACCACCGGCGCGAGCUCGUCUUCUGGUCCGACGUCACCCUGGACCGGAUCCUGCGUGCAAACCUCAAUGGCAGCAACGUGGAGGAGGUGGUGUCUACCGGGUUGGAGAGCCCAGGGGGCCUGGCUGUGGAUUGGGUCCAUGACAAACUCUACUGGACUGACUCAGGGACGUCCCGCAUCGAGGUGGCCAAUCUGGACGGGGCCCACCGGAAGGUGUUACUGUGGCAGAACCUGGAGAAGCCCCGGGCCAUCGCCUUGCACCCCAUGGAGGGCACCAUUUACUGGACAGACUGGGGCAACACCCCCCGCAUCGAGGCGUCCAGCAUGGACGGCUCUGGACGGCGCAUCAUUGCCGACACCCAUCUCUUCUGGCCCAACGGCCUCACCAUCGACUACGCCGGGCGCCGGAUGUACUGGGUGGACGCCAAGCACCACGUCAUCGAGAGGGCCAACCUGGACGGGAGUCACCGCAAGGCAGUCAUCAGUCAGGGCCUCCCGCACCCCUUUGCCAUCACUGUGUUUGAAGACAGCCUGUACUGGACAGACUGGCACACGAAGAGCAUCAACAGUGCCAACAAGUUCACUGGGAAGAACCAGGAGAUCAUUCGCAACAAGCUGCACUUCCCCAUGGACAUUCACACCUUGCACCCCCAGCGCCAGCCUGCAGGGAAAAACCGCUGUGGGGACAACAAUGGAGGCUGCACCCACCUGUGUCUGCCCAGCGGCCAGAAUUACACCUGCGCCUGCCCCACGGGCUUCCGCAAGAUCAGCAGCCAUGCAUGUGCGCAGAGUCUUGACAAGUUCCUGCUUUUUGCCCGAAGGAUGGACAUCCGUCGGAUCAGCUUCGACACAGAGGACCUGUCCGACGAUGUCAUCCCACUGGCUGACGUGCGCAGCGCUGUGGCCCUUGACUGGGACUCCCGGGAUGACCACGUGUACUGGACCGACGUCAGCACUGAUACCAUCAGCAGGGCCAAGUGGGAUGGAACGGGACAGGAGGUGGUAGUGGAUACCAGCCUGGAGAGCCCUGCCGGCCUGGCCAUCGACUGGGUCACCAACAAGCUGUACUGGACAGACGCAGGUACAGACCGGAUUGAAGUGGCCAAUACUGACGGCAGCAUGCGGACUGUCAUCAUCUGGGAGAACCUGGACCGCCCUCGGGACAUUGUGGUGGAACCCAUGGGCGGGUACAUGUACUGGACCGACUGGGGUGCGAGUCCCAAGAUUGAGCGUGCUGGCAUGGAUGCUUCCGCUCGUCAGGUCAUCAUCUCCUCCAACCUGACCUGGCCCAAUGGACUGGCCAUCGACUACGGGUCCCAGCGGCUGUACUGGGCUGAUGCUGGCAUGAAGACCAUCGAGUUUGCUGGCCUGGACGGCAGCAACAGGAAGGUGCUCAUCGGAAGCCAGCUGCCUCACCCUUUUGGGCUGACCCUCUACGGAGAACGCAUCUACUGGACGGACUGGCAGACCAAGAGCAUCCAGAGCGCCGACCGGCUGACCGGGCUGGACCGGGAGACCCUGCAGGAGAACCUGGAGAAUCUCAUGGACAUCCAUGUCUUCCACCGGCGGCGGCCCCCAGUGAGCACGCCAUGCGCUGUGGAGAAUGGCGGCUGCAGCCACCUGUGUCUUCGCUCCCCGAAUCCAAGUGGCUUCAGCUGUACCUGCCCCACGGGCAUCAACCUGCUGCCUGGUGGCAAGAUGUGUUCACCAGGCAUGAACAGUUUCCUCAUCUUCGCCAGGAGGAUAGACGUGCGCAUGGUCUCGCUGGACAUCCCUUAUUUUGCCGACGUGGUGGUGCCGAUCAACAUUACCAUGAAGAACACCAUUGCCAUUGGCGUGGACCCCCAGGAAGGAAAAGUGUACUGGUCUGACAGCACGCUGCACAGGAUCAGCCGGGCCAACCUGGACGGCUCACGGCACGAGGACAUCAUCACGACAGGGCUGCAGACGACAGAUGGCCUCACAGUGGAUGCCAUCGGCCGCAAAGUGUACUGGACAGAUACUGGAACGAACCGGAUUGAAGUGGGGAACCUAGAUGGGUCCAUGCGGAAGGUGCUGGUGUGGCAGAACCUGGACAGCCCGCGGGCCAUCGUGCUGUAUCACGAGAUGGGGCUCAUGUACUGGACGGACUGGGGGGAGAACGCCAAGCUGGAGCGGGCCGCCAUGGACGGCUCUGAGCGCACCGUGCUCAUCAGCAACAACCUCGGCUGGCCCAACGGGCUGACAGUGGACAAGGCCAGCUCCCAGCUGCUGUGGGCCGAUGCGCACACCGAGCGAAUCGAGGCUGCUGACCUGAAUGGUGGCAGUCGACACACACUGGUGUCGCCGGUGCAGCACCCGUAUGGCCUCACCCUGCUGGACUCCUACAUCUACUGGACUGACUGGCAGACCCGUAGCAUCCACCGCGCCGACAAGGGGACUGGCGGCAAUGUCAUCCUGGUGAGGUCCAACCUGCCAGGCCUCAUGGACAUCCAGGCUGUGGACCGGGCACAGCCACUGGGUCUUAACAAGUGUGGCUCGAGAAACGGCGGCUGCUCCCACCUCUGCCUGCCUCGGCCUUCUGGCUUCUCCUGCGCCUGCCCCACCGGCAUCCAGCUGAAGGCGGACGGCAGGACCUGCGACCCCUCCCCUGAGACCUACCUGCUCUUCUCCAGCCGCGGCUCCAUCCGGCGAAUCUCGCUAGACACCAGCGACCACACCGACGUGCAUGUCCCUGUCCCCGAGCUCAACAAUGUCAUCUCUCUGGACUAUGACAGUGUGGACGGGAAGGUGUACUACACAGAUGUCUUCCUGGACGUGAUCAGGCGGGCCGACCUGAACGGCAGCAACAUGGAGACGGUGAUCGGGCAGGGACUGAAGACCACCGAUGGGCUGGCAGUGGACUGGGUGGCCAGGAACCUGUACUGGACAGACACGGGCCGAAAUACCAUCGAGGCCUCACGGUUGGAUGGCUCUUGCCGCAAAGUACUGAUCAACAACAGCCUGGAUGAGCCCCGGGCCAUUGCCGUCUUUCCCAGGAAGGGAUACCUCUUCUGGACGGACUGGGGCCACAUUGCCAAGAUCGAACGGGCGAACCUGGAUGGCUCCGAGAGGAAAGUCCUCAUCAACACAGACCUGGGCUGGCCCAAUGGCCUCACCUUGGACUACGAUACCCGCAGGAUCUACUGGGUAGAUGCACACCUGGACCGGAUCGAGAGCGCCGACCUCAGCGGGAAGCUGCGGCAGGUCCUGGUCAGCCACGUGUCACACCCCUUUGCGCUCACACAGCAGGACAGGUGGAUCUACUGGACAGACUGGCAGACCAAGUCCAUCCAGCGUGUGGACAAGUACUCAGGCCGCAGCAAGGAGACAGUGCUGGCCAACGUGGAGGGGCUCAUGGACAUCAUCGUGGUCUCCCCUCAGCGCCAGACAGGGACCAAUGCUUGUGGGGUGAACAACGGUGGCUGCACCCACCUCUGCUUUGCCAGAGCCUCAGACUUCGUGUGUGCCUGUCCUGACGAGCCGGACAGCAGGCCCUGCUCCCUGGUACCUGUGCUGGUGCCCCCCGCUCCCAGGGCUACGAGCAUGAGUGAAAACAGCCCCGCGCUACCCAACACGCAGCCCCCCACCUUUCGCUCUUCCACCAGCAGGACCCGCACAGCUCUGGAGGAGGUAGAAGGAAGGUGCUCUGAAAGGAACGCCCGGCUGGGCCGCUGUGCACACCCCAAUGAGGCCGUACCGGCUGCUGCAGGCGAAGGACUUCAUAUCAGCUAUGCCAUCGGAGGGCUCCUUAGUGUUCUGCUGAUUCUGGUGGUGAUUGCGGCUUUGAUGCUCUACAGACACAAAAAAUCCAAGUUCACUGACCCAGGAAUGGGCAACCUGACCUACAGCAACCCCUCCUACCGAACUUCCACUCAAGAAGUGAAAAUCGAAGCAAUCCCAAAACCAGCCAUGUACAAUCAACUGUGCUAUAAGAAAGAGGGUGGGCCCGACCAUAACUACACCAAGGAGAAGAUCAAGAUUGUCGAGGGCAUCUGCCUCCUGUCCGGGGAUGAUGCGGAGUGGGAUGACCUGAAGCAGCUGCGCAGCUCCCGGGGGGGCCUUCUGCGGGAUCAUGUGUGCAUGAAGACAGACACGGUGUCCAUCCAGGCCAGCUGUGGCUCCCUGGAUGACACAGAGACGGAGCAGCUGCUGCAGGAAGAGCAAUCCGAGUGUAGCAGCGUUCACACUGCAGCCACUCCAGAGAGACGGGGCUCCCUUCCAGAUACAGGCUGGAAACACGAACGAAAGCUCUCCUCAGAGAGCCAGGUCUAAACGCCCAUGGCGCUUCCCUGCCUACCUGUUCCUUCUCCUCUGCGGACUUCCGGUCCUUGUGCUCGGCUUAUACAGCAGACCCCCUUUCCAUGUGCUCAUCCUCCUCUUCCUACCCCCAUCCCCGCUCCCACCCCUCCGUGGGAGCUGUUUUCCCGCUGACUCCAUGACUACCUGGGCACGAGAAACGAGGGUGCCCUUGCGAGAAUUGAGACCUGGAUUUUACUACGAACCUCAGCUCUUGCAUCCGUCCUGUGCGCCCUGAAACUGGACUCCGUAAAAAUUCCUUGUUAGUGCAGAGCUCCACCUCCCCUUCCCCGGGCCACGCAGGGCCUGCCCCACAGCACCAAUGCAGCUGGUGAUGCAAGACUGCUCCCCGUCACAGCUAGCAUGGCGGCUUCUCUGAGGACUUGCACCAAGGCCUGGGCAGAUCAUGGGUAGAGAGAGGGGUGCUGGGUAGAGGCUGAGAGCAGGAGGAGCACGCCCAGCAGGCCUGGGCAUCCUUGAAACCUCCAGUCUCACGUGUUGCUCAUAUGAAAAACCUCUUGGGAGUACUCGGGGGGCCGGGGUAUCUUGUCCGUUGCUGGCAGUGGACAGUCUUCCAGCCCUAGGUGUCACUGCCUUGCAGCUACAGGUGCCAGCGAGAGGUGGGUGUGGCUCCCCCUUUUCCCUCCUGCUGUGAUGUCUGGAGACUUCUCUGGCAGAUGACUGGGGCCCCUCACAGGGCUACUAGCUAUUCGGAGUCCUCCUGGGUGCCACCGCUGGCCAGUACCUUUCCUAAAUCUUGGCUGUCACCAGGUAGGUAGCCAGCGGCUGGCGUGGAGGAUUGGGCCUCAGGGGCUGAGUGUGACCUUCAGGUCUCUGCCACAUUCUUCCCCCAGGCUGUGGGAUUCGAGGGAAGAGAUCCCAUCACAGUCAUCAAAGAACUAGAAGUUGCCAUAAAUGGUCAGGAAGCGCAAGUAGAGACAUGGGCCACCUGGGGACCGAAGAGAACGUCCUGUGUUCUUUCUCAGUUGCUCAGGGUCAGGGACAGAGAGCUUGUGGCUCACUGAGGUGGUGACAUUUUGAUUCCAGCUCUCUUCCCUGCUGACUGACUUUCCAUGCUGAGAGGCCACCCCUGGGUUCAUGCUCAUUCACGCCAAGAGCCCGUGUCUCGGGCUUGCAGCGGGGGGUUUGAGGCUUUCUGCUGCCCUAAAAUUUCUCCCUAUCACUUCUUCACUUGCGCAGGGGGCUUGAUGUAACUUUCUCUGACAUAGCCUUGCGGAGCUAGAAGUCUCCAAAGUCCUGCGGCGGAGAGGGCCAGACGAAGACACACAGGGCUGAGCAAGGCGUAGAAAGGUGAAAGGAACCACAGCCGAAGCCCUCCCCGUCCAGGGCCGACCCAGACCUCUCUUCUCCCCAGGGAAUAGGAGCAGGAGAGGACAAUGGGAUGAGAAGGGAGGGGAGGGUUUUUAGGGGAAUUUUCCUGACUCGAAACAUCACCCUUGGUUAUUAGAAUUGAGAAGGCAGCUGCCAGACUUGUAGGUGAAAAAGACCAACAUCUUAUCUUUUCUGGUCAGCUCUGUGUUUGCUAGAGACAGAUGCCAACCCUCUUCCCUGCUUCCCAUAGCCAGGCCCGAGUCUGGACCUCCACAUGGGCCGGGCCAAGCAGGCCCAAAACAGUGCACCAAGUGGGAAAGAUGGGGUGCCAUUUCCAGGACAAAAUGGGGACAUUUCACGCUUGACAGGCAGGAAAAGAAGCGGUUGAGUCCUUACAUUCACAGGAAGGAGAAGAAAGUAAAAAAGUGGCAUUUUCUUGGUGGAAAAGGGGAAGGUUCUUAUUGCACUUGGCCUAUUCAGAAUGUGGAAAGGAGAUAUUUGAGGAAAUAUCUAUUUGAGCACUGAUUUACUCUGUACAAAAAACAAUCUCUCUGUCCUAAACUAAUGGAAGUGAUUCUCCUGCACUCAUGUGUAAUGGUUUUAACGUUACUCACUGGAGAGAUUGGACUUUCUGGAGUUAUUUAACCACUAUGUUCAGUAUUUUAGGACUUUAUGAUAAUUUAAUAUAAAUUUAGCUUUUCUUAAUGA
This is a messenger RNA of Chinchilla lanigera (long-tailed chinchilla), 7807 nucleotides long. RefSeq names its product low density lipoprotein receptor-related protein 4 (gene Lrp4). The record is from RefSeq and is a predicted model, not a curated record. Gene Ontology annotation, molecular function: calcium ion binding; protein binding. NCBI's taxonomy places the organism in Eukaryota, Metazoa, Chordata, Mammalia, Rodentia, Chinchillidae.